AGGCAGGGAGACGGUGGGGUGGAGUACAGGAAGCUGCUGUCCACGAAUAUCUGAACAUGGGCGACAUCUAAUAACGCCAUAAAUCUCAGCUUCUCUUUCUUUUUCCCCUCCUUCCUUUUUACGGACCAGAUUCUGCGGAGAUUUGCUGCUAUUUUUCUGGAUUGAUUCGGGAGAUUUAACGGCGAAAGGAAGAUGUCUCGGGGAGUGAUCCAGCCCAGCCAGCAGAAACUGGCAGAAAAGCUCACCAUCCUCAACGACAGAGGCAUCGGGAUGUUGACCCGUGUUUACAAUAUCAAAAAGCAAGGACAAGUUUGGAAGGCAUGUGGCGAUCCCAAGGCUAAGCCCUCGUAUCUUGUUGAUAAGAAUUUGGAGUCUGCGGUUAAAUUUAUUGUCAGGAAGUUUCCUGCUGUGGAGACACGCAAUAAUAACCUGGCUCAGCUGCAGAAGGAAAAGUCAGAGAUUCUGAAGAACCUGGCUCUCUACUAUUUUACCUUCGUAGAUGUCAUGGAAUUCAAGGACCACGUGUGUGAGCUGCUGAACACCAUUGACGUCUGCCAGGUCUUCUUUGAUAUCACGGUGAACUUUGACCUGACUAAGAACUACCUGGACCUGGUUGUGACUUACACUACUCUGAUGACAAUACUGUCCCGCAUAGAGGAGAGGAAAGCCAUCAUAGGACUGUACAACUACGCCCACGAGAUGACACAUGGAGCGAGUGACCGGGAGUACCCCAGGUUGGGCCAGAUGAUCGUGGAUUAUGAGAACCCUUUGAAGAAGAUGAUGGAGGAGUUUGUUCCACAUGGAAAGUCCCUGUCGGAUGCUUUGAUUAGUCUUCAGAUGGUGUAUCCCCGGAGGAAUCUGUCCGCUGACCAGUGGAGAAACGCCCAGCUGCUCUCCCUCAUCUCUGCUCCCUCCACCAUGCUCAAUCCUGCACAGUCCGACACUAUGCCAUGUGAAUACCUGUCACUGGACACAAUGGAGAAGUGGAUUGUUUUUGGCUUCAUUCUGUGUCACGCGGUGCUGAACAGCGACGCAGCAGCGUUGUCUUUGUGGAAGCUGGCUCUGCAGAGCUCCACCUGCCUCUGUUUGUUCAGGGACGAAGUCUUCCACAUCCACAAGGCUGCAGAGGAUCUGUUUGUGAACAUCCGAGGGUACAACAAACGCAUCAAUGACAUCAGAGAGUGCAAGGAACAGGCCCUCUCUCAUGCAGGCACAAUGCACAGAGAGAGACGCAAGUUUCUCCGAUCAGCUCUGAAGGAGUUGGCUACAGUUUUAGCCGAUCAGCCUGGACUACUGGGCCCCAAGGCGUUAUUUGUGUUCAUGGCGUUGUCAUUUGCCCGCGACGAGAUCAUCUGGCUGCUUCGACACGCCGACAACAUCCAGAAGAAAAGCACAGAUGACUUCAUAGACAAACACAUAGCAGAGUUGAUCUUCUACAUGGAGGAGCUCAGAGCUCACGUCAGGAAGUACGGCCCUGUGAUGCAGCGAUACUAUGUUCAGUACCUGUCCGGUUUUGAUGCUGUGGUGCUGAAUGAACUGGUGCAGAACCUGUCUGUGUGUCCAGAGGACGAGUCGAUUAUUAUGUCGUCAUUUGUCAACACUAUGACCUCUCUCAGUGUCAAACAAGUGGAGGAUGGAGAGGUGUUUGACUUCAGAGGCAUGAGACUGGACUGGUUCAGACUGCAGGCCUACACCAGCGUUUCUAAAGCCAGCCUCGGUAUAGCCGAUCACAAGGAGCUCGGUAAAAUGAUGAAUACAAUAAUUUUCCACACAAAGAUGGUGGACUCCCUGGUGGAGAUGCUGGUGGAGACGUCAGACCUGUCUAUUUUCUGUUUCUACAGCCGUGCGUUUGAAAAGAUGUUCCAGCAGUGCUUGGAGCUUCCUUCUCAGAGCCGACACUCCAUCUGCUUCCCUCUGCUCUGCACACACUUCAUGUCCUGUACUCAUGAGCUCUGUCCUGAGGAGCGUCACCACAUAGGGGAUCGAAGCCUGUCGUUGUGUAACAUGUUUCUGGAUGAGAUGGCCAAGCAGGCCAGAAACCUGAUCACUGAUAUCUGCACUGAACAAUGUACACUCAGCGACCAGCUGCUUCCUAAGCACUGUGCGAAAACCAUCAGCCAGGCCGUGAACAAGAAGAGCAAGAAGGCGACGGGGAAGAAGGGAGAGCCGGAGAGGGAGAAACCAGGAGUGGAGAGCAUGAGGAAGAACAGACUACUGGUCACCAAUCUGGAUAAACUCCACACAGCGUUAUCUGAACUCUGCUUCUCCAUCAACUAUGUUCCCAACCUGGCGGUGUGGGAGCACACAUUCACACCGAGGGAGUACCUCACCUCGCACCUGGAGAUCCGAUUUACCAAGUCUAUAGUGGGCAUGACUAUGUACAACCAGGCUACUCAGGAGAUUGCCAAGCCCAGCGAGCUUCUGACCAGCGUCCGGGCCUACAUGACGGUGCUUCAGUCUAUAGAGAACUACGUCACAAUCGACAUCACCCGGGUCUUCAACAACGUCCUCCUGCAGCAGACGCAGCACCUGGACAGCCACGGGGAACCCACCAUCACCAGUCUGUACACUAACUGGUACCUGGAGACGUUGCUCCGUCAGGUCAGCAAUGGACACAUCGCCUAUUUCCCCGCCAUGAAGGCCUUCGUCAACCUGCCCACAGAGAACGAACUGACUUUCAACGCUGAGGAAUACUCCGACAUCUCUGAGAUGCGUUCUCUGUCUGAGCUGUUGGGGCCGUACGGUAUGAAGUUCCUCAGUGAGAGUCUGAUGUGGCACAUCUCAUCGCAGGUCGCUGAGCUGAAGAAACUGGUGGUAGAAAACAUGGAGGUUUUGACCCAGAUGAGGACGAGCUUUGACAAACCGGAGCACAUGGCCGCCCUCUUCAAGAAACUCACCUCUGUAGACAGUGUGUUGAAGAGGAUGACUAUCAUUGGGGUCAUCUUGUCCUUCCGCUCUUUGGCUCAGGAGGCUCUGAGAGAUGUGUUAUCCUGUCAUAUUCCUUUCCUGGUCAGUUCAGUUGAGGAUUUCAAGGACCACAUUCCCAGAGAGACAGACAUGAAGGUGGCCAUGAAUGUCUACGAGCUGUCAUCGGCUGCAGGUUUACCCUGUGAGAUCGACCCGGCUCUGGUGGUGGCUCUGUCCUCACAAAAAAGCGAGAACAUCAGUCCAGAGGAGGAGUACAAGAUCGCCUGUCUGCUGAUGGUGUUUGUGGCAGUUUCCCUGCCAACACUGGCCAGCAACGUGAUGUCACAGUACAGCCCUGCCAUUGAAGGCCACUGUAACAACAUCCACUGCCUGGCCAAAGCCAUCAACCAGAUUGCUGCUGCUCUCUUCACCAUCCACAAGGGGAGCAUAGAGGACCGUCUGAAAGAGUUCCUGGCUCUGGCCUCGUCCAGCCUGUUGAAAAUCGGCCAGGAGACGGACAAGAUGACGACGCGUAACAGAGAGUCUGUCUACCUGCUGCUGGACAUGAUUGUGCAGGAGUCUCCCUUCCUGACCAUGGAUCUGCUGGAGUCCUGUUUCCCCUAUGUCCUGCUGCGAAACGCCUACCACGCUGUCUAUAAACAGAGCAUCAGUGCUAACGCAUAGACACACACUAAACACGCAGCGAAGGCCUACAAUCCUGUCUGCCAUCAGAGCGUCAGCGCUCGUAUAUAGAUGCAUACACAGCAACAAAUACACACUAACAGCAUACACUAAAUACAAACUAAACACACUAAACUAUGCCUACAAUGCCUCAGUGUACUAUUCAGACAAAAAAAUGUUGACACACUAAACGUGUUUUAUUUAAACCACUCCAAACACAAGAACAAAUAACACUAAACGGCAAAAGGACAUACAAAACACCUACAAUUCAGUGCACAAAGAUGUCGAAAUCUGACGAAAUUGGACAAAUAUGAACAUAAACACACUAGCUGGAUGAAGUUGGGGGAUCAGUGUCUUUACUUUAAUCAUUGUACUUUUUCAUGAUGUUGCCAGGGACCAUAACCACAGCAACACAUAAUAUACCAUAUGUUUGGUUGGUAUAAAAGAAGAAAAAUAUAAAUAUAUAGUAUAUAUAUAGUUGACACUAAAAUAUUAUUUUCUUUUGUUCCUUUUGUUUUUUCGAUGAAAGAUUUGAGAUUUUUAGUGGCCAGCUGACAUCUUCUAUGUGGUGAUGGGUUUGGAUGCUUACUUAGGGAAUGCAAAUGGUUCUGAUGUGAUGUGGGUUUUUGUUUUAUUUUUUUGCGGGUGAGGAUUCCUGUGUUGAUAAUGAAAGACAUGUUGCUUGUUAAUGUAAGUUUACACUUAUACACACACACACACUGACAGACAUCCUGAGCAGAUAUAAAACUACAACAUUUCACAGGUAACACAAACACACAAACACACACACACAGACAGACUUGUAUAACAUGGUGAUGUUUUGUUUUUUUUUCUUUUUCAAGCUAGUUGUAACAUGAACAUUUUGUGGGUAAAGAUAUAAUAUCUGUAUUCUACUUUGAUGUGAACUGAACUCGUCUGUUUUUAAUGUUUUUUUUUUUGUUAUUCUUACGAUGACGACAAUGAUUAUGACAAUUUGCCAAAUGUGUUGACACUAAAAAUUGUGUAUCAGGGCUUGGAAGUGGUGGAGUGUUUGGGUGUUUAUGGGUCAUUUUAAGUGUCGGGAUGGUUUGGACGAUAGACAUUCUGCCCCUGCGGGCCGAUCGCUAAACAUAAGUGGUGACACUAGAACUUUUACAGUGGGAACAAACUUUUAAAAAUACUGCAGUAGUACUACAGUAAAGGCGUGGAGCAGGCGCCCCAUGCUGCAGACAGAAACCUGGUACACCUGCAAAUAUUCCUCACAGCUGUCGUUAGUCAACUUUCCCAAUUAAGUAUUGGUUCAGUAGGUGCUACUCUUUUUCUCCAAUGAUGUAAAGUAGAAAUAAACAUGCCAGUGCAAAAUAUAAUUUAUAUGAUCUCUUGUUAAAUAAUUUCUUGCAGCUUCUGAAAAUACGAGGAAACUUUCAUCUUUAUCGAGGGAAAUUUAGCUUUUCUGUGUCUUAAUUUUUAGUCUUGUACUGCUGGCCACCGACAGGCCCUACUGAAGCAGCAGGGGGGAUAGUGCCUUGCUCAAAGGCACCUUACCCCAACAGCUGUUGAAGGUCUACCAUCAACAUGCAGUGGCUAGAUAAAUGUGUUAGUAGUAGCUUGUGACCAAUUCCUCCACAGAGAAAGUAAAUCUGAAUUGAUCUCAAAUCUGGAGCUGCAACAUAUGCACACACUUGGUGAUGUUAUUACUGGAUCUAUAAACUGGUCGAUGGGGCAUCCUCAAAUGAUCUUUCCAGAUGAGCGGAUAACGUUUUUGCAAUGGUUGUACGGGACCUUUUAAGAAAGACGGCCUCCAGCUAGACAGACGGAUGACUUUUACAAGGUGCAGUCUAAUUUAUUUUUGACAUUUUUCGGUCCUCAAUCAAGUCAUGGCAAGGGCUACAUAUUGAGACACAUACACAAACCAUGCUCCCUUUAUGCCAGCCCUCUGCUAAUGUAUAACUAACUCCAGGGCUCCAUCUGAAAGCUCAUACUGCGUACUACAGAGGACUGUUUAAAAGUUACAAUCCAGAAGCAAAGUGAAGUCACAUUUGCAGUACGUAGCAGGAAUACACUGAAAUGUAGUAAAUGACGUGUCUACACUUUACAGUAGAUUACAUGUACUAUUUCUACUGUAUAUUUCAGUCAGUAGUAUGCAUUAUAAGCAUGUGAGGACCGAUUCACAGACACAUUCUGCCAUUUGAUGUUGAAUGGUUGCUGUUUUCUUUCUAACCCCUUUUUUUUUGUCUCUGAUUCCACCAUGUAACUUAAAUGAUAUGAAUAAAAUAAAUUUUAGGGCUGUGUCAGACCUGAA
This is a messenger RNA of Micropterus dolomieu (smallmouth bass), 5869 nucleotides long. RefSeq names its product NCK-associated protein 1 (gene nckap1). Lineage: Eukaryota; Metazoa; Chordata; Actinopteri; Centrarchiformes; Centrarchidae. The coding region runs from base 193 to 3591 and encodes 1132 amino acids. The record is from RefSeq and is a predicted model, not a curated record. Gene Ontology annotation, biological process: cortical actin cytoskeleton organization; cell migration; cell morphogenesis. The transcript has 32 exons. Gene Ontology annotation, cellular component: SCAR complex.